UACAGACAUAAGGCUAUCAUAGUCAAGCAAAUCGGGGAUUUGGUUGUCCCGUAUCAGCCCAUUUUAAUUUUGCGUUAAACGAAUCGUCAUAGCCAUAUGCUGUCACGUCUGACAUAGGAUUUAAAAUUUCGAAUUGCAACGAAUAAAAAUUUGUUAUGGUGGAUGUCGUACCGUAUGUUUUUGUGUUGUUUUAAUAAAUUGGUUUCUUUACUUUUGGUUCUUCCGCAAUAUGGAUCCUCUUAAUCCUCUAACGCCAAACAAAAUACAGAGACUGAUGCAUCUAGCCGAAGACGCAUCUUUCAAUAAACAAAUCUAUAAGUUUCCAACGGAACUGAAACCCCUUGGCCAUCACUUAAUAGCCUUGCAAAAUAAUAUGGAAUCCGGGGCCUGUGAAUCUUCAUCAGGGCUUUUGGAUUUAGACCAAAUACAAGGUUUCGGAGAGUCAGAGGCUGGAUCUAUAAGCAAAUCUACUGGCUUCUUCCCGGGAGAGAUGACUGGCCGGUCCACCGGUGCAGAUGAGAACCUCCCUAGUAUACCCAUGGGACUCUCACACACAUUCAGCUUGGACAGUCUUAGUAAACAGUUAGACGUCCAAUCUAAUGAAGUCAAUCAGAUUAUGAGACAUUCUAUUGCUUCAAACUUUUCUCUUCAUUCCAAGAACCUAACAGCAAAUGAAGCAUCCUUUGUGGCAAAGUAUGCCCCUAUCCCAGUGCCACAGGCCCGUACAACCAUACAAGAACCUUCAAUGAUAGACAUGUCUGGGGACUCCAUCGGAGGGUACUUCAGGGACCGGUGCCCUGAGUUUAGCAAGGUGCUCGGCCAUUCAGAUAGCCCUAAUCGGUCUAGCAUGCAGCCCAGCUUGACUGAAGUCUCACAUUUCGAACAACCGGAGUCGCUACAACACCUGCCGUGCAAACUCGACCCUUCCUUAGACAGCGUGCCCGUCCGCCAACCCAGAAUUAUGAACGAGGCAGACGAGCUAGAAAAACAAGCCUUCAAACAACAGGAACAAAUCAACCAGUUACUCAUGAACCCAUUCUGCCAUACAGAUUACAGACUAAAAACAGAAGAAUCUCAAAAUGUAGAUCCGUUUAAGAAGCCUCAGUCUAUUCUGAUGCCUAAUCUAGAGCCUCAGAAGCAAAAGGUUACUACGGGUGCUAGUAAUGAGUAUUUAGUGAAGGCGGUCACUAGGUGUUCGAUUAAACCUACGGGCGAUGAGAGCUCUGUGGUUGAUAGCUCGCUUAGUCUUUCGAAGAUUGCUGAGUUUUUGGGUAACCAUUCUGUCGUCAACGUCUCCGAUAUUAUUGACAAAUAUUGUAAGAAGGACAACACCAAGCCCCUUCAAGAAGCAAACAAAAUACCAAAGCAGGAAUUACCCGUCACCUAUUUAAAAGACACUCGAAACGUCGAAUCCGCAAACAGCGGGGGUAGCGACAAAACAGUAAUUUCUGUGAAGAAUCAGGAGAACAGAGUUAUACCUGAAGUGUUAAUUACGAGGGAUUCUUUAGCUAAUGCUCAGGCGGAGAAGGAAAGUAUUAAGAGCGAUAACACUCGGUCUAAAUCGCCGUCGUCGAGAAGUCGGUCCACUCUGAGCACAGUGAAAGAGAAUUACUCUGCAGAGAGCCCUGUGCGGACAAGUACUGAUGGCGAGGUUAAACCCACUCAUGUCCCCUCCCCAAACUUUGAGUAUAAAGAGUUAGAUAAGUCGGUAGAUUGGCGGGACGUCAUGCAACAGAAGUGUAGGCGGCAGUCCGGCUUGGCUAAUCAAGGACCGUGGAUUGAAAUUAAAACAACGCCUGUUAAAGGAUUUGUGGGUGUAAACUGUCCCACAUCCAUAUCAAUAACGACUAAAUCUGACAACUGGCUGACAGCCACAUUCAAAUACGACCGCUCCGACACCACGAGGCCCCUGCGCAUCGAGCUGCCACAUCAACCGUUACUACUCUCCCCCGGCAAAACCGAACAACUGACUCUAAACAUCACAUCCAACGCUGAACUAUCCACUGACAUACCAUUCAUCAUCACCGUCAAAGAUAGCUCUAUAGAUAGCGAGCAAGAACAGAAAGGAACUCUGUCAGUAGACUUCAAAAUGCCUGAAGUCCAAGCUAUAUCAAGUUUCGGACCUAAUAAAGUUGUAUUUUCGCCGACUCAAGAACGAACUUUACUAGCAACGACUUUGGUUUUGCUAAGCGAUUCAUCAGUCGAUUUACAACUGUCGUUAUCUUUAGUCGAUACAAAGAAUGUGUUUUCACUAAAGAAUGUUCAAGAGAUAAAAAUGAGUGAGAUUAAUAAGAUUCUCGGGGCAGCGGAAGAGAAACACGCGUUGGCUAAACUGAAGAAGGCGAGCUCGGCUGUGCAACUGUGUCGCUUGACGAAAGGAAAUGCUAUCAGAGCGACUGUCGUUUUCGAAGCUCCUUCUUUAAAUAAACAAGUAGGUAACGAGUUGGAGAAGUACCAGGGCUCAGUGGUAGUCAACCUAAUCGGCGUCGAAGCUUCAGUCAAAACUGUAGAGCUGAGCGCCUCUGUGGGAGUCGCAAGCCUACGCCUCAGCACGCAAGACAAGCCGUGUUUCACAAAGGAACCCAAAAUAUUACAGUUAGAAAACGUCGGAUCUUUGCGUGGAACCUGGAGCCUCAAGCAGAAAAUUGAAGAUAGCCUGGUGUUUGUAUUCUCCGUGAAGACCGUGGAGCUUGCUCCAGGAGAGGCGAAGGGAAUCACUGUCACGUAUAAAGGGCCGCAGGAUGUUUUAUAUAACGCAAUGUUAACGUUCGAAGAAAAAUUAUCCAGCGCCAAAACCGUCAUAGAUAUACAGGGUGGCACAGAAAAGUUCCCCAUCAAAGCCAACUGUCACAACCUAUCGUGGGUCCGAAGCGGUCGAAAGGAACUCAGUCUUAAAAACUUCUCCGAUAAAAAAGUUCUAGUUCGCUGUGAUAUCGUCGGCGAUGCGUAUACUAUAGACGUGCCUGGUGUGGACGCGAGGGGAACUAGUUGUAUAAUAAGCUUCAGUCCGAAUGAGUGCAGACUGCUGCCGAUUGUGUAUGCGCCGACGACGCAUCUGCCGAACGCUGCGACGCUGUUUAUGAAGUUGGAUAAGAAUAAUGAUCACGUUAAGAAGAUAAGCUUAUACGGAUGUUCCAGUAGCGACGCCCUACGCUGGGUCGGUCUGGCCACAUACGGCGAGACCGCAUUAGUGAGAGCCGUAGCUCGCUCCUCCAUAGACCUCAAGCUGACCAACAAGUCGCCCAUGCCAGCCUUCGUAUGUGCCCGGGUUAACUUUAACUUGCAAUACAUGUCCCUCGCCGGUUCGUGUAGCCUAAUAGGCGCGCGUCACGUGGUCCGCGGGCGCGGCUCACACACACUCUCCCUGCGGGUAGACUGGGCGCGCGUGGAGCGCCGCGCCAUGGAGGCUAGAGCGCCCACGCUGGCCACGCUCACCGCGCUCACUGGGCCUGAGAUCACCCGCUACCGGAUACUCAGAAUACUAAAAGAUCCCAACACUGGUAAUGUGGAUACCUCCCUGCUUCCGGACAACCUAAAGAUGCUGGUCGGGCCAUUCGAUGGCGAUGAAUUGGAUAUGGAUAGUGUGCUCAAGGAUUUCGAAGAAACAAAGGCGUCACUGGUUGACCUGAUUGGAGGUCUGCAGGAGCUAAAGGCGCAGAUAGACCUGCCCGUCGACCUCUCCGAGGAAACCAUCAUCAUAGUCGAUGACACGGUGUUGGAACACCAUACUCUCUUCGAAUAAACAACGAUCAGGAUCCUAGUUAAGAUGACAAUCGAAUGAUAACAAACUCCAAAUUAAAGAUGGGGUUGAAGUGCUGCGAAAAGUCCGUGACUAUUUAGCUUUGAUGAUCAACGAUUGUUAUCUUAGCUAUGUACUUGAACAUGUCUUUAUGCGCGACUGGUUCGCAAUUUCAUACCUCUUGUUAGAUGGCGAAUCGUAAAACAAAUGGCCUCCAAUAUUCCACAUUUUUGUAGAUUGACUUUUAUCCACGUCUCUCCAUAAUCAAAUGGAUGGCUGGAGCAGUUUGUCAUCUCAACCUAUUUUAAUGUAUCUUACAGGUAUAAUUGACUUUUCCCCUCACUAGCUCGGAAACACGUGUUUUGUCCUUUAAUAUCAGCGGGUAAAAACGCAUUUUAUCCGCUAGUGGGUAAAGUAAUUUGACCUUGAAUAAAGUCAAAUUAACUGCU
Molecule: messenger RNA, 4188 nt
Organism: Leguminivora glycinivorella
Lineage: Eukaryota; Metazoa; Arthropoda; Insecta; Lepidoptera; Tortricidae
Exons: 18
Coding region: 230-3742 (1170 amino acids)
Source: RefSeq, a predicted model, not a curated record